Diaporthe citri is the source of this 1482-nucleotide messenger RNA. RefSeq lists its product as uncharacterized. The record is from RefSeq and is a predicted model, not a curated record. The coding region runs from base 1 to 1482 and encodes 493 amino acids. Gene Ontology annotation, molecular function: oxidoreductase activity, acting on paired donors, with incorporation or reduction of molecular oxygen; iron ion binding; monooxygenase activity. The transcript is spliced from 2 exons. NCBI's taxonomy places the organism in Eukaryota, Fungi, Ascomycota, Sordariomycetes, Diaporthales, Diaporthaceae.
AUGGCAUACUUUCACGCCCAAAUGAGCCUGAGCGCCCUCGCCGGCCUGGCAUUCAUCCUCUUCACCGCGCUCCGCUUCAUCAUCGCCGGCCUGACGAACCCGCGCCGGCACAUCCCAGGCCCAUGGUGGGCCAAGUUCACGUCGGUGCCCAUGAACUACCACCGGUGGCGGGCAGACAAGUUCAGAUGGGCGCACCCGCUGCACCAGCGCUACGGGUCGGUGAUCCUCAUCGCGCCCAACGAGAUCUCGGUCGGCAGCCUGGAGGGCCUGCAGACGGUGCACAAGAUGGGGACGGGCUUCACCAAGGGCGCCUUCCACGUCAACUUCCGCAUCGGGCCCGAGCCCUCCCUCUUCGACAUGACCGACGCCAAGGCCCACGCCGAGCGGAGGAGGCUGUUCAGCCGCGCCUUCACGGCGCAGUCGCUGCGGCAGAACUGGCAGCCCGAGGUGCGGAGGCUGGUCGAGAAGGCGGUGGGGAGGAUCAGGGAGGACGCUUCGUCCGGAGAGGGCGGGGCCGCCGACGUGGCCAAGUGGUGGAAGUUCAUGGCGAGCGACGUCGUGUCGCGGCUGAGCUUCGGCGAGGCGUUCAACAUGCUGGACGGGCUCGACAGGGCCGACAUGCGGUUCUGGGCGGCCCUGCGGACCCUGGGGCAGGCCAUCCUGCUGCGGCAGUACGUGUCGCCCGAGACCAUCGACGUGCUCGCGAGGGUGCUGCCCGUGGCGUGGCUGAGGCGCGUGGCCGCUGCGAAGCAGGCCAUCUACGACCAGGGGAGCAUCGCCGUCGAGAACAUGAGGAAGAAGGACGGCGACACGAGGAACAUCUUCUACAAGAUCGUCGAGGAGGCCGACCACAAGGAGGCGUCCGGGCUGACGGACGACGCCGUGCGCUCCGAGGCGGCGACUUUCAUGAUCGGCGGCGCCGAGACGACCAGCGCGGCGCUGACGUAUCUCACGUGGGCGAUAGUGAGGCGGCCCGGCCUGCAGAGGAGGAUCGAGGACGAGGUCGCCGGCCUGAAGCCAGACUUCACUGACGAGGACCUCGAGGCCUUGCCGCUGCUGAACCGCGUCAUCAACGAGAACCUGAGGCUGUACAACCCCACCGCCGGCGCGAACGCCCGGACAUGUCCCCCAGGCGGAGCAACCAUCGACGGGGUUUACAUACCGGGAGGGUCCGUCGUGUGCACAUUGGGCUAUGCGGUCCAUCGCAUCCCAGAGAUCUUUCCCAAUGGUGGCGAGUUCGACGAAACCCGCUUCGAGAACCCAUCCCCCGAAGUCAAAGCCGCGUUUUCGACCUUUAUGAUAGGAUCCCGCGCUUGUAUCGGCAAGAACCUCGCGAUGAUGGAGCUGCGACUGGCCGGUGCCUUGCUCUUCAGGGAGUGCAGGGGCCUGCGCCUUGCCGCGAGCUGCACCGACGAUUCGAUGCAGCAGGUUCAGUGGGUGUUCACGGGGCCGAAAGGUGGGAAGUGCGAAAUGACUUUAUAA